Lynx canadensis (Canada lynx) is the source of this 714-nucleotide messenger RNA. It is a transcript of the gene TGIF2LX, whose product is annotated as TGFB induced factor homeobox 2 like X-linked. The record is from RefSeq and is a predicted model, not a curated record. Gene Ontology annotation, molecular function: RNA polymerase II cis-regulatory region sequence-specific DNA binding; DNA-binding transcription factor activity, RNA polymerase II-specific. Gene Ontology annotation, biological process: regulation of transcription by RNA polymerase II. Bases 1 to 714 code for a protein of 237 amino acids. The transcript has a single exon. NCBI's taxonomy places the organism in Eukaryota, Metazoa, Chordata, Mammalia, Carnivora, Felidae.
AUGAACAUGGAAGACUCUGAAGAAAGCCCAACAGAGAAGCAAAGCCUGGCUCAAGGCACCUCAGUCACAUUGAAUAGUGACACUGGUACAGAUAAAGUUCUUGCCUCACUAGAGGGCAAGAGGAAGCGGAAAGGGUACUUGCCAACUGAAUCAGUGAAGAUUCUCCGUGACUGGCUGUAUGAACACCGGUUUAAGGCCUACCCUUCAGAAGCAGAGAAGCGACUGCUGUCUGAGCAGACUAAUUUGUCUUUCCUACAGGUCUCAAACUGGUUUAUCAAUGCCCGCAGACGUGUUCUUCCAGAAAUGCUUCAACAGGAUGGAAACGACCCCAAUCAGAUUACCAUGUACCACCAAAAAGGCAAGUCUGCUGAUAUGACCCAUAAGCAGAACACAGAUUCAUCUAUACAGGCAAGGUCAGGGCCCAGAGAUCCAGACAAGAUGCAGUGGCUGCCCCUGAGCAUCCCUGUAAUGGACCAGCCAUUGGAAGAGAAGCUGCUGGAUCCAGAGUUAUCUACAGGCCAGAAGCUCAGCCCAAAGGCCCAGCCAAAAAAAAAGGUCAAGAUUUCUACUAAUGAGCCUGUGCUUAUGUCAUCUUCCAAACCUGUGUUAACAGAAGAGUACAAUGACUUCAGCAGCUUCCAGCUGCUGGUCGAUGCAGCCGUGCAAAAGGCUGCAGAACUGGAGUUACAGAAGAAGCAAGAGUCCAAUCCAUGA